GCAAGCUAAAAAUAACCUGGCAGGCAGGCCACCGGCGCGGAGGGGGCAUGUGCUGGGCGUGGACACUCGAUCCGAGGGACCCAGCUGAGUGGAGCUGAGACAAUUCGGCGGACCGUGCACACUUCGGUUCCCACUGCUGCCCCACUACCAGAGGGGUCCCUUGGCCCGGUGCCUGGAGGUCGCUCCCCAUGGAGGAAAUGCCUUUCGCCAGCCUGGGGAGGGGCAGCCGCCGAGGAAGGAAGGUCGUCUGGGCUCUGAGCUUCCUGCUACUUCUCCUGGAAGCCAGUUCUGCCAAGAAUGUCUGGAAACGGGCAUUGCCUGCGAGGCUGGCCGAGAAAUCCCGAGCCGAGGAAGUGGGCGGCCCCCGACAGCCCCGCGCAGACCGCUGCCCCCCGCCCCCGCGGACGCUGCCCCCGGGCGCCUGCCAGGCUGCGCAGUGCCAGAGGGACUCCCAGUGCCCGCGCCACCGGCGCUGCUGCUACAACGGGUGCGUGUACGCCUGCCUGGAGGCCGUGCCGCCCCCGCCAGUUUUAGACUGGCUGGUGCAGCCGAAACCUCGAUGGCUUGGUGGCAAUGGUUGGCUGCUGGAUGGCCCUGAGGAGGUAUUGCAAGCAGAGGCCUGCAGCACCACUGAGGAUGGGGCGGAGCCACUGCUGUGUCCUUCUGGCUAUGAGUGCCACAUCCUGAGCCCCGGAGACCUGGCUGAGGGCGUCCCCAACCGAGGACAGUGCGUCAAGCAGCGGUGGCAAGCAGAUGGACGAAUCCUAAGACACAAAUUCCACAAAGAAUAUCCGGCCGGUUUUCGAGAGCACCCCUUCACUUUCUGCUAA
Messenger RNA from Otolemur garnettii (small-eared galago), 830 nucleotides. RefSeq names its product WAP four-disulfide core domain 1 (gene WFDC1). The record is from RefSeq and is a predicted model, not a curated record. Gene Ontology annotation, molecular function: peptidase inhibitor activity. NCBI's taxonomy places the organism in Eukaryota, Metazoa, Chordata, Mammalia, Primates, Galagidae. Gene Ontology annotation, biological process: regulation of cell growth. Gene Ontology annotation, cellular component: extracellular region. The transcript is spliced from 6 exons. The coding region runs from base 189 to 830 and encodes 213 amino acids.